This is a messenger RNA of Lasiosphaeria miniovina, 2286 nucleotides long. RefSeq names its product X-Pro dipeptidyl-peptidase C-terminal non-catalytic domain-containing protein. The transcript has 3 exons. NCBI's taxonomy places the organism in Eukaryota, Fungi, Ascomycota, Sordariomycetes, Sordariales, Lasiosphaeriaceae. Gene Ontology annotation, molecular function: dipeptidyl-peptidase activity. The record is from RefSeq and is a predicted model, not a curated record. Bases 1 to 1938 code for a protein of 645 amino acids.
AUGGCCGCCGAGAUCAAGACGCCGCCGCUGCGGGACGACCUGCUCGAGGUCUUUGAGGACGCAGAGAACGGGCUGACGUUUAUGAAGAACGUGUCGAUCCCGCUGCGGACGAGUCCCGGCACCGGCGCCAGCCUGCCCAUCCGCGCAAAUGUCUACCUACCGCUGUCGUCGUCGUCGUCGUCGUCAGACACACAAGAACAUGAAGAAGGCGGGAGGCGGUAUCCGGUGCUAGUCACGUACGGGCCGUACGGCAAAGACAUCCCGUACGCGACGUUCCACGCGGCGUCGUUUGGCGAGGUCGGCGCGGAGCAUCGCUCGCGGUACUCGGCGUGGGAGACGCCGGACCCCGUGUUCUGGUGCCGCGAGGGGUAUGUGGUCGUGCGCGCCGACGAGCGCGGCCUCGGCCAGAGCCCUGGCCUGCUGGACACGAUGAGCCGCGGCACGAGCGAGUGCUUUUUCGAUGUCGUCGAGUGGGCUGCCGAGCAGAAGUGGUCGACCGGCAAAGUCGGCUUGCUGGGCGUGUCGUACUAUGCCGGGUCCCAGUGGCGCGUGGCGGCUCGUCGGCCCAAGGGACUGGCGGCCAUCGUGCCCUGGGAAGGCAUGUCGGAUUAUUACCGGGACCGGUGCAGACACGGCGGGAUCCUCUCCAACCGCUUCAUCAGCUUCUGGUGGAACCGGCAGGUGCUGGUCAACCAGUACGGGCGAGCAGGGCGGUCGAAGCUGGCGUUCCCGGCGGACGGGCCAGGGGCGCGCGGACAGGAGGAAACCAUCGAGGGCGACCUACCGGCAGACGUGCUGGCAGCCAACCGCCGGGACCAGACGGCGGACAACGCGGCCAACCGGUUCCGCGACGACGAGUACUACGCCAGCAAGGAGUUCCGGCUGGAGGAUAUCGAGGUGCCCGUUCUCAGCGUGGCCAACUGGGGCGGCAUCCUGCUGCACUUGCGCGGCAACGUGCUCGGGUACACGCACGCGGGCUCGCGCUUCAAGUACCUGCGCUUCAUCACAGGCCGCCACGACCUGCCCUUCUACUACCACGAAGAGGUCGAGGUCCAGAAGAGCUUCCUGAGCGCCUUCCUCAAGGGCCGCGACGCCACCGGGUGGGCGGUGCCGGGGAAGGUGGCGCCGGUGACGGUGACGCUGCGCAAGGGCAACGUCGGCGUCAACGGCGCCGAGCGCGAAAAGGCCUACGCCAAGCGGGGAGAGAGCGCGUGGCCCAUCCCGCGCACGCAGUACACCAGGUUCUAUCUCACGCCAGACAUGACCAUGGUCAGAGCCAGUCCCGCCCUAGAUGAGCCGCCGCAGCUGGCGACGUACAAGGCCCGCGGGAGCCUCGACAACCCGCAGGCGGUCCGGUUCGCUACGGGGCGCUUUGAAGAGGAGACGGAGAUCACGGGCCACAUCGUCGCGCGGCUGCAUGUGUCGCUGACGUCGAAUGAUGCUAGAAACGGCAACGACAACAGCAGCAACGGUGACGGCGACGAUACAGACACAGACACAGACAAGGACAUGGACCUGUUCCUCACUCUGCGCCACGUGGACGCGGCGGGCCACGAGAUCUUCUACACGGGCACGGCGGGCGAUGCGGUGCCGCUGUGCAAAGGCUGGCUGCGGGUGAGCCACCGCCGCGUGCACGCCGAGCACCCCAAGCACAGGCCAUGGCUUCCGCACCGCGAAUACUUGUCGACCGACGUGCUGCCGGUGCGGGCGGGCGAAGUGUACGCCGUCGACGUCGAGCUGUGGCCGACCAACGUGGUCGUCUCCCGGGGCGGCAGCAUCGUGCUCGAGGUGGCGAGUGGCGACACCCAAGGGUCGGGCAUCUUCCAGCACGAUUCCGAGACGGACCGACCACCGUCCAAGUUUGCCGGGCUGAAUCACAUCCAUUUUGGACAAGGCCUCGAGAACUAUGUUAUCUUACCCGUGAUUCCACCGAAAUAGGAUAUUCCCAUUUUUGUCGCAACGGCAUGAGUAUCAGAUCCACACGGUAUCCAUUGGCAUGACUGGGUCUACGCAUGCCUGCUUGUUAGCCAGACGAGUAAACUCUAGCCCGAGGAGCAAUAGCAUGAGCGUGAGCGUGAGCGUGCAUCAUGACGAUUGACACUGGAGACGGUGGGGUCUGGCCUCAUAUACUUCGUACCUCACUCUACGUAGAGGAGGGCUGUCGUUAACGAAGUAUACGUAUUCGUGAUUCCGUUCUUGUGAAUGAAUUGAAGUCGCAAUUGAGUUAUUGGCUGCAAAUUGCACGCGUGCCAAGCUCGCCGUUCUCCAACCUCUGAAUAACCCCGG